Molecule: messenger RNA, 345 nt
Organism: Scutellospora calospora
Lineage: Eukaryota; Fungi; Glomeromycota; Glomeromycetes; Diversisporales; Gigasporaceae
Source: the annotation of a GenBank genome assembly
AUGACCAAUACUCAAAAUGAACUAAAUUAUAUUACAAGUGAUAUUCCAGAAGCAGAACUUGAACAAAUAAUGGAAAAUUAUUCAAAUUCAAUUGAAUAUGAUGAUGACAUGUUCAAUAACAAUACUGAAGAAUUCGAUGCAGAUUAUAUUUCUGAUGAUGAUAAUUUAGAUAAAAUGAUACAAUUCGAUUGUGAAAAUUUGGAAGUAGAAGAAAUGAUAGAUUUGAAUAUUUUUGCAGAAGAACAGAUAGAUGAAACAAACCAUGAUAAUAUUAUAGAAUCUGAGGAUAAAACUGGUUAUGAUAUUAAUGAAGUUGUUGAUGCAGCCAUGAACAACAUAAAAUAA